CGGGGAACAAACUGUUAUGUAUUCACGCAAUGCAUCUUGGAAACAGGCUAUUGCUGGUGCUGCUCGUGCUGCACUGGAGCUCGUUGACGGACUGUUUAACUGAAGCUCAUCCGCGAUGCGACACUGAUGGAUCGACUGUAAGAUGCACGCUGGAAGAGACUGACUUAAUGAGUUCUGACCCAAUCAAACUGGAUGUCACUGAAGGUCAAACGGUGGAAAUUUACAGUCCAUGCGAACAAAACAGCUCCGAUGGGCGUAAAUGUCUCUGCCAUCAAAGGACAAAUUCUUCUACGCGUUUGUUACAACGCAUAAAAAAAUUGGGAAAUGAAAAAUACUCUGUAAUCUGUGGCAAUAAAACUGUUACGGCUGUUCGGGCAACACAAAGAAGGCCAUCGGUUCCGGUUGUCAAAGCUAUUUUAAAGCCAGGGUCUAACAAUCUAGCUCAGUUAGUGUGCACUUCUGAGGGGAACCCAAAACCAGCUCUCUGGUGGUAUGGGAACCGUGAAGAUCCAGAGGAGGGCAUGAAAAGUAGUACGUGUAAGACAGAGAGCACUUUGAGAAGUUAUUAUGAAUAUCUUUCUGAAAGUCCAAAUCAGAAGUGCUGUGCCAGUAAUGCUCUGGGAGAAGAAUGCACUGAGGUCUAUCAUUAUGAUCUGGAUAAAGAGGAGGAUAAGCAAAAGUCUCAAAAUAUGAUAUAUCUUAAAUCUGGUCAAUCUUUGCUGCUUCGAGCUGCCAAAAAAGAUUUGACAAAUCCAGGACUGAAAUGGCACUUUAAUAACACAGUGGUCAAAGGAAUCACCUCAUUACAUUUUAUUCACUGGACGGAGCACCUCUUUAUCGAAUCGGUUAAUAUGGCACACAAUGGGCUUUACCUCUGCACAUCAGAUGCUAAAGACCCCCGAAACUGCAGCACCUAUGUCAAGGUCUUUGAACAUGACAAAAUUGAGAUAUUGCAUCUGAACGAGAACAACAGCAUACUAGCAAAAAAUAAGACAAGCUUCUGCUUCCAGUCUCAGGUUUUCUCCUACCCAAAAGCCCAGUGUUACUGGAUCACACCAAAUCAAACCCAAAUACAGUGCACAGAAACUUCCCAAUCUAAUUUUACCAGGACGUUUAAGCUGUGUAACCCUGAACCAGGCCAGUAUCAAAUGAAACUGGAGACUCAGGAAUACAGAGUCAUGAGGAAUAUAUCUCUGUGUAUCUUUGAUAUUCCUGAAAUUGCCAUACAUAAAAAUUCAAGCUUCACCACUUGUGAGACUGAAAGCCCUUUACCUGUGACUGUAUUCUGGAAGAUCUGCCCAUCCUUUGCUAAAUGUGAUCGUGAAGACUGGAAAGAUAUAGCUGCUGACCAGCCAGCGUUUACAGAUUCAGAUCAGUUUUGUCAGAAGAAAAUCGACUUUUCCAGAAGACACCUGAAAAGCGAGGACCAUCUUAUCAAAUGCUGUAUCACUAAUGUUGCAGGGACUGGCUGCAGUGAAAAAAUACUAGUGCAAACCAAGUCCCACACUGAUUAUGUGAUCUGUUUCCUGCUCAUCUUUAUACUCCUCAUGAUUAUCAUUGCAUUAAUCAUCUUCAUCAGAGUUAAGAAACCGAAGUACCAGAGUCAGAUCCAGAUGAUUCAGAUGAUCGGACCCAACGACAACGACUACAUUUAUAUUGACUUCAGAGACUUUAAAUAUGACCUGAAAUGGGAAUUUCCUCGCGAAAAUCUCGAACUUGGGAAUAAACUUGGAUCUGGUGCUUUUGGGAUGGUUGUUCAGGCUACAGCAUAUGGGAUCAGCAAGCCGGGUGUUUCUGUUCAGGUAGCGGUAAAAAUGUUAAAAGAUAAGCACCAGGCAGUAGAGAAGGAAGCUCUGAUGUCUGAACUGAAAAUGCUGACUCAUAUUGGACACCAUGAGAACAUUGUCAACCUGCUUGGUGCUUGCACGGGAUCAGGUCCUGUUUACCUGAUCUUCCAGUACUGCUGUAAUGGAGAUCUCCUGAAUUACCUGAAGAGCAACAGAGAAUGUUUUCACAAAUAUCUGACGGAUGCUUUUAACAAGGACAGGUUCAGGGGCCUCUACCACAAUUUCCAGCAGAACAGAAACUCCAGUGAGUAUGUUCUGUCUGAUAACAGCCAAUGCCUGAAUGUGACUCCUGCUAGUAAAGAACAGGAGAAUGAAAACGAGGCGCUUCUGAGAGGCAGCAUCAGCUCAGGGUCUCCUGCUGAGGAAAUGCUUCAGUGUGAAGACAAGCAUCAAGAAGAGGAACUUCACAGUCUCACCUAUGAUGACCUUCUGAGUUUCUCUUUUCAAGUCGCAAAGGGCAUGCAGUUCCUGUCCGCUAAAAAUUGCAUCCACAGGGACUUGGCAGCCAGAAAUGUUUUGGUGACACACGGCAGACAGGUGAAAAUCGCUGACUUUGGUCUUGCCAGAGACAUUGAGCAUGACUCCAACUACGUUGUAAGAGGAAAUGUGCGUUUGCCGGUGAAGUGGAUGGCUCCUGAGAGUAUUUUUAAAGGCAUCUACACAAUGGAGAGUGACAUCUGGGCCUAUGGCAUUCUGCUCUGGGAGAUCUUUUCUCUAGGAGUCACCCCAUAUCCUGGUGUAACUGUGAACAACACUUUCUACAGAAUGAUUGAAAGUGGAUAUCACCUGGAGCAGCCCUAUUAUGCAGCAGAGUCUGUAUACAAGGUAAUGUGUCGCUGCUGGGCGUUGAAUCCUGUAGAUCGGCCUUGUUUCUCCAAAAUUGUGGCUUUCAUGGAAAAAGAGUUGGCUGCUUUAGAAGAGAGGCUGUAUUACAAUGUUGGAGGAUACAGUCACGAUGACAUAGCAUACCAGAAUGCACCAGCGAUGCCUGAAGAUACACUGAUAGUCACGGAUGCAGAUGGUCCUGGAGCAGUAAGAACAGAACCUCCUGUUUGAGUCUGAGUUAACGUCUCAAUCAUUAAUACAUUAAUUAAACCCUUACACACACAGCAUUAUAAUGUACGAUAGAAAUUUUGGAAAGUGUCAGAAGGAAUUAUUAAUGUAUAGAAUGUAUUUUGGGAGUGAAACAUAUCGAAGGAAAAAAUUUGCUGCUAACACAUUCUUGGUUAUUCAUAAAAUGCAUCUCAAUGGCUACCAAUAUUUUGAGACCUUAAAAUCAUACACAGGCUAAACUAAUUUAACCCUUUGGUUACCCAGAAUUCGGAAUCACACUUGUACCCUUUACAGUCAAAAAGUGACAAAAACUGUACCCAGCAUGCACAGAAUGUCAUUAGAUGUUAAUGUUAGGUUAGAUUUACAUCGUGACAUCAGGUGACCAAAAUUCAAUGUCUACCCAGUGUCUAAGGACAACAUUUUUUUGACUUCCAAAAAUGACAUCAAAUGACAUUGAUAUUUGGUUAAUUUUAGGUCGUGACCAAAAUCCAAUGUCGAGCUAACAUCUUGUAUGUGAUAGUGACAUAAAAUGCUGACAUUUAUUAAUCAGGUAUGGCAACCAAAAUACAACGUCUGAUAGACGUCAUAGUGGUAAUGUCCACACAACGUCAAGCUGUUACAUUACACUUUGGUAUUUGGUUGAUUUUAGGUUGGAUGUUAGACAUUGACGUUGGUCAGACGUUAGGUUCUGACAUAAACCCGAUUUUCAUCUCCAAACAAAAUGCAACGUCCCUCGAUGUUGGGGUACAACGUCAAUAUGACGUCACAUUGACGUCCUGUGCCUGCUGGGUAUCAUUACCCUUUUUUUAUAAAAGCCAUUCUAAUUAAUUUUUUUAAAUAUAUUUUUUUCUUUUUUUAGUUUGUAUUUUGAGAGGAUUCUGUGGUAUGUAUUUUAUGCAGUAAUUAUGUUUUUGUAAUUAAUGCAGUUUUUCUAGUUAAAUAAAUCCAAAUUCAAAUUUGAGACAGAUUAGCGCCGUCUGCUGGUCAAAAAAAGAAAAACAUGUGUAAAGACCAGGACGCCUGUAUAGCAGGCUGUAUUGUAGCGGCUUAUUAUUUGCAGAGUUGUUUUCAGGCGAGUAAACGCAUUCAUUUGAUGAAAGAGUUGAAUGUAUAUUUAAUACUUGUGCCUCCUGGUGAUACACUGAGGUCUUAUGAAGCAUAAUAUGGAAGAAAGUCAGUAUUAUUUACCACAUUUUUACCUUUACUGCCACUCCACUGCCUCACUGAACAGUAUUCAGGUGAUAACUCGCAUUGUAUGAAUCACCAGCUAUUUUCUAAUGUUCUACAGAAAGACAAACGUCAUUUUGGGUGGCCUGAGAAUGAGUAAACUAACAAUUGCUAAAUAAAUAUUGUAAAGUUAUCCUAAUCCUAACCCAAUUAAUAAUAUUUGUUGAAUAUUAUUUUGUGCAGCAAGCUUCUUAAAAAUAUAUACAAGACUAACAAACCUUACAAAUGUUUAAACAGAAUUUUUAGAAAUCAUUUCUUUUGCUGUAUUUUGCAUACUCUACAAUGAAAUUGCUAUAUUUUUAUAACAAAAAGACUCUUUAUUUUAUUAUAAUAUUUCAUUAUAUUUAUUCAGGUUUAAAGCAUUAUUAAGGCUCUGGUUUUUAGGGCAUUGAUGUUUCAUCAUAGUUCUUUAAAUAUGUUGUGUGUUCUAACAGGAAUAGUCUGUCUGCUUAGCAUUUUUUGCAGAAAUUUAAUUUGCUCACUGACAAUUAUAUUUUUAAAAAGUUUGUUUUUUAUUGCUCUUGUUUUGAGAGUAAAUGCAGGUACAUAAUAUAAUAUAAUAUAAACUGGGGCGGGCAGUACGGUGAAGACAAUAAUAAGAAAAUGAAUGAAUGAAUGAACUGGGGCAUCACGCUGGUGCAGUGGGUAGGACGAUCGCCUCACAGCAAGAAGGUCGCUGGUUCAAGCUUCGGCUGGGUCAGUUGGCAUUUCUGUGUGGAGUUGUCUUGUUCUCCCAGUGUUGGCGUGGGUUUCCUCCAGGUGCUCCGGUUUCCCCCAAAUGUCCAAAGACAUGCGCUAUAGGUGAAUUGGGUAGGCUAAAUUGUCCGCAGAGUAAGUGUGUGAAUGAGUGUGUAUGGGUGUUUCCCAGUGAUGGGUUGCAGCUGGAAGGGCAUCCGCUGCGUAAAACAUAUGCUGAAUAAGUUGGCGGUUCAUUCCACUGUGGUGACCCCAGAAUAAUAGUGACAAAGCUGAAAAGAAAAUGAAUGAAUAAUAUGAACUUUUAUUUUUAUGUAAGAUGCAAAUUGUUAAAAAAUGUGUUGACAUUUUUGAUACAACUGAGCAAAUAAAACCAAACUGUAUUUUUGUCUUAUAAUUUUGUCAAACUUAAUUAAAGAAAUGUGUAUUUUUAUAUCAUAGUUCUACAUAGGGGGGCGCCAUUGUGCAUCAGAAGUGAAGAUAUUUACAAAAGCGCAUUCAUUUUUUUCAACUGAAAUCCAAAGUAACCGCAGCUGUAAGCUACAGCAAACGGUAAAAACAAAAACAUGUUUACCCUGUAACGUGUGUUUAA
This is a messenger RNA of Danio aesculapii, 5415 nucleotides long. RefSeq names its product fms related receptor tyrosine kinase 3 (gene flt3). Gene Ontology annotation, cellular component: signaling receptor complex. Gene Ontology annotation, molecular function: transmembrane receptor protein tyrosine kinase activity; ATP binding. Gene Ontology annotation, biological process: protein phosphorylation; cell surface receptor protein tyrosine kinase signaling pathway; B cell differentiation. NCBI's taxonomy places the organism in Eukaryota, Metazoa, Chordata, Actinopteri, Cypriniformes, Danionidae. The transcript has 24 exons. Bases 30 to 2903 code for a protein of 957 amino acids. The record is from RefSeq and is a predicted model, not a curated record.